AUGCGGUCCCUGAACAUCACCCCGGAGCAGUUCGCGCAGCUCCUGCGGGACAACAAUGUGACGCGGGAGCAGUUCAUUGCUCUCUAUGGGCUGCAGCCGCUGGUGUACAUCCCGGAGCUGCCGGGGCGCACCAAGAUAGCCUUCGUCCUCAUCUGCGUUCUCAUCUUCGCCCUGGCACUCUUCGGCAACUGCUUGGUGCUCUACGUGGUGACCCGCAGCAAAGCCAUGAGGACCGUCACCAACAUCUUCAUCUGCUCCCUGGCGCUCAGCGACCUCUUCAUCGCCUUCUUCUGCGUGCCCUUCACCAUGCUGCAGAACAUCUCCUCCAACUGGCUGGGCGGUGCCUUUGCUUGCAAGAUGGUUCCAUUUGUCCAGUCCACUGCUAUUGUAACUGAGAUUCUUACCAUGACCUGCAUUGCUGUGGAAAGACACCAGGGAAUUGUGCAUCCACUAAAAAUGAAGUGGCAGUACACCAAUAAAAGAGCUUUCACCAUGCUUGGCAUAGUGUGGGUGCUGGCUCUCAUUGUUGGGUCGCCCAUGUGGUACGUGCAGCGCCUUGAGGUUAAAUAUGACUUUCUAUAUGAAAAAGUGCAUGUUUGUUGCUUGGAAGAAUGGGCCAGUCCCAUUUAUCAGAAGAUCUAUACGACCUUUAUUCUUGUUAUACUCUUCCUUCUGCCUCUGAUGCUGAUGCUCUUUCUGUACACUAAAAUUGGCUAUGAACUCUGGAUUAAGAAACGAGUGGGAGAUGCUUCAGUUCUUCAAACCAUUCAUGGGAGUGAAAUGUCUAAAAUAUCAAGGAAGAAGAAGCGAGCAAUUGUUAUGAUGGUGACAGUGGUGUUUCUCUUUGCAGUCUGUUGGGCCCCUUUCCAUGUGAUUCACAUGAUGAUGGAGUACAGUAAUUUUGAGAAGGAGUAUGAUGAUGUGACAAUCAAAAUGAUUUUUGCAAUUGUCCAGAUAAUAGGAUUCUUCAAUUCUAUUUGUAACCCUAUUGUGUAUGCUUUCAUGAAUGAGAACUUCAAGAAAAAUUUUCUGUCUGCCCUCUGCUUCUGCAUUAUGAAAGACAACACAUCCCCAAGCAGGCAGCUUGGGAACUCAGGAAUGACCAUGAGGAGGAAAAAGCCAAGUGCAUCUCAGAAAGAUCCCACGGAUUUGGACGAAGGCAGGAGGGAGGCAUUCAGUGAUGGCAACAUCGAGGUCAAGUUCUGUGAUCAGCCAGCUUCCAAAAGGAAUUUGAAAAGGCACCUGGUCCUGUUCAGCUCUGAGCUGACUGUGCACUCUGCAGUAGGAAAUGGACAGUAGCAUCACAAGGGGGUUGGGAAUGGAGAUGUUGUUCUCUUUAUGUUCAUCUCAAUAAGCCAUUUAAAAGAGUUUGCUGCUUUGCAUGCUGAAAUGAGGGGGGAAGAUGAUGUGUGGACUCUAAUAAUUUUGGGGUAGUGACUGAGAAAAUGUAAUAUUUAUUUUAUAAUUAUGAGGAGUAAGACUUUUGAAAUGAACAUUACUGUGUGAUUUCCAGGAGAAAAAAAUUGCUUCCUGACCUAAUUUAGGGCUUGUUUGCCCUCUGCUUUAGAUAAACCAAACAACUGCUGCUUGCUCCAUUUAUUGUGUGUCUGGACUGUGCACAGCUGAAUGCAUGGAGACAGGAACUGUGGAGAGCAUGUGCACCUUUUUGGGACAGCUGACAUGGGGAUGACAUUGUAAGAUCUACUUUCUGCAUCUUUGAGAACAGAGCAGCUUCAGAGCUGAGUUCAGGAAAGAUGGAGACUGAAAUGCAGUUCCAUUUUAGAAAAAAAAGGGAAUAUGAAAGAGUUAUCCAGAACAUGACUCUGAAGAGGUUUAAGGUUUAAACUUUACAUGCAUGUUCAGAUUUGUUAGCAGGAAGCAUAUUAGUCAAUGCAUGCAUAAUUACUGUGCUGUUUACAGGUUCAUUCCUGGGUACAAAUUUCAAUGCCAUUUUGCUGCCCUGCAAACUGCAUUGUUCUGCUGGAAAAUGGAGCGGCUGGAAAAGUGCUGUACAAGAGAGUGCAGAUGCAGGAGGUGUGGUCUGUAGAGUAAAACUGCACUGAACUUCCAGUCAUGCUUGGGCAUGUGACUCUCAGGUUGAAAGGGCGUUGUUGCCAUUUUCUGGAGGGUUACAGGGGCCUGAUCCAGAGCCUGUUGGGACUUCAUGGAAGACUGUUAAUGGAAUACCAUGAUCUUUUGACCAGACACUUCUCUGAGGACAUGCUUGUAUUUUUGUCUGUCCAUCAUCUUCAAAGGGGAUUAGUUGCUGUCUGACAGCUGGGCCAGUGCUUUGUUAUUUUAGGCUUCAUACUAAGUGAGGUUGAUAUUCUUACAAAUUCUAAAUGUUUUUGCUCUCAGUGGGCCAAACUGCAAAAUUGCCAAGGUAUGUUUGCAAGUGUGGGACUGGGGGGAGGUGAGUGUGAUCUGAACUGGUACACUGGGAUCUGGUACACUGAGAUUCCAUAAAUGAGGCCUUGAAAUUCAGAAUUUCCCACUCCAGCUGAGAUUAGGUUGGAUCCUUUAGCAGCCUGUAAAAUGUCAGUGCUCUCUUCUGUCACCCCUUGCCUCACCUAUGGGACAUUGGUGCUGCCUUGGCAGUCAAUUUAAGAUUCUUUUACAUUGCUACUUUAAUUUCAUUGUAAAUGAAAACGUAGAGUAAAAUAUCCU
This is a messenger RNA of Melospiza georgiana, 2667 nucleotides long. It is a transcript of the gene QRFPR, whose product is annotated as pyroglutamylated RFamide peptide receptor. Gene Ontology annotation, molecular function: neuropeptide Y receptor activity. Gene Ontology annotation, biological process: G protein-coupled receptor signaling pathway. Lineage: Eukaryota; Metazoa; Chordata; Aves; Passeriformes; Passerellidae. The record is from RefSeq and is a predicted model, not a curated record. The transcript is spliced from 6 exons. Bases 1 to 1299 code for a protein of 432 amino acids. Gene Ontology annotation, cellular component: membrane.